UUGUCCCUCUCCUCGGUCUCAGAAAAAAUGCCCCAGGGCUUUUCGAGCGCAGUCUUCCGACUAAAAAAACCCUAAACAAAUCCCCAUCUCAAUUUCUCAUUCUAAUCCACGAUCAGUCAAGUGGCAGUUAUGGCAAUGGCUAUGAGAAGAGCUGCAAAUGGGUUUCUUUUUAUCUCAAAGAUGCAACGAAACAAAUUGGGCCGGUUUGAUCUAUCUCGAGUUAUUCUCCGGCAUUUCUCGGAUCAAAGGGACAGAUCGUUCAUGAAUCCGUCGGAUUUUGAGAAAUGGGAUAAUGGUGGUGGUCUUUUUCAUAGGACUGCAUCCAUUGAUCCAACUGCAGUUAUAGAAAUUGGUGCAGUUGUACAUCCAAACUCUGUGCUUGGUGUCGAUGUUCAUAUUGGAUCUGGAACCAUAGUAGGCCCUUCUGUCUUUGUUGGGAAUUCUACAAAAGUAGGGUAUAAUGCUGCCCUAAGUAAUUGUUCCGUGGGCAUGUAUUGCAUAUUCCAUCAUGGCGUUCGCAUUGGCCAAGAUGGGUUUGGAUUUUAUGUUGAUGACAAGGGGCAUGUACUGAAGAAACCACAAGAGCUGUGUGUGAGAAUUGGAGAUCAUGUGGAAGUUGGUGCUAAUACUUGCAUUGAUAGAGGCAGCUGGAGAGAUACUACUAUAGGGGAUCAUACCAAAAUAGAUAACCUAGUUCAGAUUGGUCACAAUGUUGUUAUUGGAAAGUGUUGCAUGCUCUGUGGGCAAGUUGGGAUUGCUGGUUCUGUAACAAUGGGAGAUUAUGUGGUCAUGGGAGGCAAAUCAGGUGUUAAAGAUCAUGUUUCAGUUGCUUCAAAGGUACGAGUUGCAACAAAUAGUGGUGUCAUAAAGGACAUUACAGAACCCGGUGAUUAUGGUGGUUUUCCUGCAGUUCCAAUCCAUGAAUGGCGCAGGCAAUCUGCUAAGCUUCGCUAUUUUUUCAAGCAAUAGUCCAGCUUGUAAAGAUUUGUGGUUUAUCUGGAUGAAUGUGAAAUUGAAUGCAUUCUGUUGUAAAAGCGAGCUAAAAAAUGGUUUUCCAUUGUUUUUAAAAAAAGGUUCACGAGAAUUUUGGAUUUGAUUUGAGUUGUAAUUUUUCUUGUAUCCAGAGAAAUCUUUCUUGUGGUAAAGACAGUAGAAAUGAAAGUCAAAUUGUUGCGAUUGGCUCCU
Asparagus officinalis (garden asparagus) is the source of this 1185-nucleotide messenger RNA. RefSeq names its product probable UDP-3-O-acylglucosamine N-acyltransferase 2, mitochondrial. The transcript is spliced from 11 exons. Gene Ontology annotation, biological process: lipid A biosynthetic process. Bases 130 to 969 code for a protein of 279 amino acids. NCBI's taxonomy places the organism in Eukaryota, Viridiplantae, Streptophyta, Magnoliopsida, Asparagales, Asparagaceae. The record is from RefSeq and is a predicted model, not a curated record.